Molecule: messenger RNA, 5805 nt
Organism: Ostrea edulis (European flat oyster)
Lineage: Eukaryota; Metazoa; Mollusca; Bivalvia; Ostreida; Ostreidae
Exons: 7
Coding region: 2678-4546 (622 amino acids)
Source: RefSeq, a predicted model, not a curated record
GGUGAAAAAUCCGCAAUUUUGUUUAUAGACUCUUUGUUGCAAAGAAACACAGCUCUGAAAUUCGACACCAGCUGUUCAUUAGGAAGGCUCGGUUGGAAGAUGACGGAGCGUAAUAAUGAUAAUUGAACAAUAAGUUUAAGAAAUCGACUUCUUUGUUUAUUAAAAGACAUAUAUCAAAUGAUUUGUGUAAUGUAAAUUAAGUUGUUUUUUUGUUUUUUGUUUUUUUUUACUCUCUAGUAUAUUCUGUUUAUUGCAACUCCUAUGUUGAUACAAUAACCCUUAGGCAAUAAAAUCAUUUAUAUUGGUUUUCUUCUUUUCUUUCUUCUUUUUUUAAUUGACUGCUGAUCACUGGGGCAUGAUAAACAGGUUGAAAAACCAAUAAGGAAAUCGUUACUAGAUUUCCUUCAUUAAUAUGCAGCAUUUGUAAAUGACAUAAAAGGAUUCAAACCGUUUCAUUUUGCGACAUAUGGGUAGUAAUGGAAGUCCGCGUCAUAGUCAGGAAUUGAAGCACUCGAUCAACUACAAUUCCUUUUUUUUCAACAAAGGGUUAGCUCCAAGGACUAGUGGGAAGCUGAGCCUCCCUGAAGAUUUUCUGUGCAAACCAGAUGCCUGUAUUGGAUUAAGAUGCAGGAUUAGGGGGUAGUUGUUGCAGACAAGUCGUUCAUUUUGUUAUGCAGUUGCUUUGAGAACCUUGUGUAAACUUUUGAAGACUAAAGUCUUUGAGACGGUUUCUGUGUUGUCUUUGUUCUCUGGUGAUUAACUAAAUUGUAUGAGUGCUACUUCAUGGGUCAUCUGAGGGAAUGAGGGGAACCCGGGAAGGGCUGAUUUAAAUGGAUUAUUUUAUACUGCAUCCCACUGGGAGACUGUCAGGAUUUCUGGGCAUGACAUAAAAACUGCGGCAACAUGGGUCACGGAAAACCCUUUGAAGGAUAAGAAGGCAAAUAUUGGCGUUAUUAAAGAUAAGUAAUUUAUUAUGAAUCUUCAACAUGUUCAAUAAAACGAUAUACCUCCUCUGUGUUGUGCAUGCGGAGCCAGAACAUUUUAGAUUCUAGGAGGAUUUUAACUACAGCACCGGUAAGGUAACGUGACAUAUAGAAUAGAAUACUUUAUUUCUAAUUCAGAGUCCAAAAUAGACAAACAUGAGAUGAUUACAGCAAUGAAGAGAAGAGAUGCCAAACGAUUAAUGAAAUAACAAUAACUGACAAGGCAAACUCAAGAUUAAAUGAUAGAAUACAUGUAUAUAUAUUUAAUCAUCAAGAUUAACAAUUAAAUUCUCUUUGAUAAACUCUUGAAGACGGUUUCGUUUUAAAUUUGGAUUAUUAUUUCGUAUGGGAUGGGAAGGGGGUGUUUUUUAGGAGGAAAUAGUACUACUAACUCCUGUAAGGUGUCUUGCUCGAUGUGCAUCUCGAUAUUUUCCUGGAAUUUCAGACAAUUUACCCCCCCCCCCCCCCUCUGUCACGUAAUCUGUUCGGUUGACGUUGAAGAAUGAAAUAUAAACGGUGGGUAGGCUUUAAUUGUCUCGAGUGUUAUUUUCACAUCUCUUGUUCAACAAGCUCUAGGUUGAAUGUUUCAGCUCUCCAUAUCGUCCUCCCCUGUUCUCUUUCAUCCUGUCUCUAUCUCUCGGCUUUAUUCUCUAAUCUCAAUCAAUAUCACGAAUUACCAAGCUUAACAGAAGCAGUCCAAAAAUGUCGGUACCAUUUAACAUCAAAGUUUUGCGGUAAUAAUUCGUCCAUUGAUUUUGCGUCUUUUCACAACUUUUAAACACUUUUAUAUUUAUGCAUAGCUAUUGAUGACGAUUACUAACGAUAUUCAGUUGAUCGCAGGUAGGCGUAUCAGUAGAAUGCAGACUGGUAGCAAAGAAAUUGCAAAACAUGGUUUCUAAUUUAUUGCAGAUUUUUCUGAAAGAGACAAUCUAUCAUUCUGUUUAGCUGUUUUUCAUUUACUGUAACAACAACUUGAUAGUUUUUGUGAGGAAUCUCUCUUCUUGUGCAAUACCAUAAACACGCGAUUAAAUACAUGAUAUGCAUUGUAUAUAGUCUUUCCAAUAUUACUAGUACUGUUGCCACAAACGUUGAAGCAGCAAGGUGCUCUCUAUUAACUUUGACCCUCCUGGGGGGUCAAAGUGCAGUGGACAACCCUGAUAAGCCUGGUGGUUAAUUACACGCCUAUUGUAUUAAUUUGCAGGUAUGAUGAGCUAGAUGAUGGAUGGCCCUAUCUACAACAGAGAGCAAACAAAGCAUUGUGGGAUAUAAGGCCGGUGUCCUGGCAGACAAUUACUGAGAUUCUGAGCACACCGUCAUAUGCUGAUAGCUUCUAGUCUUACAGCACCUGUACGACAGAGCAGCGAGGGCAUUCGUGAAUUCUUACCUGACGGAGGGGUUGCAUCACCCUGUUUACAAGAAUCAACAAAACAUAUACGUGUUUUGCUGAAUGAUUUUUACAAGAUUGCACUAGGAAUUGGAAUAAAUAAAAUUUGGAAAUCCCUGCAAGGAGUGGGGGACAAAACAUUUUGGGGGGAAACACCUAAUACUUUGUAACUCUGUCUGCUUUUGAGUUGGAGUGAGAGUGAACAAAUCUUUCAACGAAGAAAGUUUUCCUAUAAAAGUGCUUUAUAUCUGGGAUUAAUUCCUCAUGGCUGUGUAGAUCUGCUGUGAGUCUGAAGCUGUACAGUGACAUUAUGGAGACUAGCAUUGUUUGGAAUUGCUUGGUGUUCUUGGUGUGUGCUAGUUUACAAGGAUGUUUAGCAAAGCCAAUGGAAAACAUAUAUGCCAGUGCUUGCAAUGAUGAUGAAAUCACUCUGGAAUGUCCAGCUGAAAACAAGAUUGCCAUCAAAAGGGUAUAUUAUGGAGCAAAACUUGAUGCCAACUGUGCAAAGCGGGGCCCGCUCUGGUCGUCAGGGUGCUGUGAACGAGGCAAGGCAGAUUGUUUGGUUCCCAACUCUGACAUUUACACCACAAUGAACAUUCGCUGCUCUGGGUACAAGUUCUGUCAGACAACCGUUGAAAGGAUUCGAACCAAGAGCCACUGCGACCGGAAGUUUAAAUACACCACUUACAUGACCGUGGUCUACAGCUGUAUUGCUGAUUCAGACACCGCCCAGUUUUGUAACAAUGAAAUCAAACAAGGGAAAGAACUCUACCUGUCGAACCAGGACUACCCCAAGCCGAUCAAAGGAGGCGGCCAAUACUGCAAGUGUCUAGUGAGAUCUAACGGCGGAAUCUCCAUCAACAUCAUCGACAUCAUGAUAACCAUGCCGGAGAAGACCGACACUUGUCCGCAGCAGCUCCACAUCUCGGACUCGUCGUCGCUGCCAAACGUCGUCGUCCAGUGUGGGCAGAGUGGCAUGUACGGGUUCCGGAACCUCUAUCACCGGAUGGUGACCAAUCUGACCGCUACGCUGGACAGCCGGGCUCAGGAUUCUAGGGGAUACAUUUGGAUUAACAUCAAAGCCCAGCAGCCUGAGGAUUACGUGGUUAUUUACUGUGGUGAAGCCAUGGACCAGCUUCUGUAUAGGAACGUCACUAAAGUGGUGUCCUCCGACAAUCCCCAGGUCACUGUGUCCUCCCUGGGGACGGUGUCGCCCUCAGGAAAUGGGUCGUUAGCAACAGGCCUUUCAGAGAGCCAGAUUAUUCCUGAUAUGAUUGCCAUCAUAGGUGGGGUAGCAGGAGCAAUGGCUGUCAUUCUGAUUGUGUGUGUGGUGGCCAUCGCGGUCCAUUGUACUCGUGAGAGAGAAAGAAGCAACUUUCCCAAAAUGCCAGAGGUGAUUCCGUCUCCCAUGGUGCGGGGCAAGGUCUACCAUCCAGAGGACAAAAAUGCCACCCAUAAAAAGUAUCACUACGAAGAGGAUCGGUACUGCUCCAUUAAACGCAGCCCCAUGAAGCUGACCAACUUCUCCGACGUGGAAGACGAGGCAGACAAAAAACUUAAAGAGGCUUUCCUUCAAGGGCCAGCCGAAGAGAUCGAACCGGAACCUCCGGUCAUACCAGUCAACCAUGUCAAGGUGAACGGGGUCAUGCCGCGACCACGGAGUCCCGAGUUACCCCUUAUCCUGGAUCCACCCGCGGAUUACUGCUCCGUGCCCGAGAGUAAUGCUGACAAAUAUUUCACAAUGAAUCCACAGAAACCAUUGUCAGAAAUGGCAGAAAUUCGUGUGACAUCUUCACUUCCCCAAAGGGGACAUAAAAAUAAAAAACCCAAAACUGUGACAUUUUCACCAGUUGCUAUGGUGACACCCCUCCCCUCGGGUUCCGAGGAGUCGAUUGGUUCCGAGGGGGAUAGAAACCUAGCGAAUAUCAUAGACUCUUAUCAGUGCCUGCAUGAUGAAGAUGACUUUCCCUCAAAAAAGCCUCUUAUUUUACCCCCACCAAAUGAAACUGGGGAAUUUGCCUCAAUACAUGGCCCCAAUGAGGCGGAGAUAGCAGAAAUGCAGGAACUGUGGAACACACUUGGAAGUCCAUCUGUAACCACGACGAUGGAUGAUGGGGCUUACGACAAUAUAGACUAUUUGUUGGCACAGAAUAAAGCCCAACAUGAAUAUGAGGUUUAAACCCUGCAGCUGUCGGGGGAAAUUUCAUCUUCUAAUCUUUUAUUUCAUUUCCUUUUCUCAUUGUGGGAUAAUGUGUUUGGAAAAACUAGAACUAAAGGUUAUUUGUGGUCCAAAAUCAAACAAUAGUUACAACCUGCUGUUCAUAAAGUGCACUUACAACAUAUUACAUAAUACAAGUAUUAUACUCAGUAGCAGUUAGAUGAAUGGAUUAAAUUAAAUAUUCUUCUGCAGUGAAACAUGAUUACUUUAUUCAGUUAUUUUAUGAUCAUAAUUGUGUAUUAAAGCUUAGAAAUUUAAUUAUUUAUUAUUUCACAAUUUAAAAAGUCGGGGUUUCAUUUUUCUGGCACAAUUAUUGAACUCCUCCUGCAGCCAUGUACAAUGUGUUGAUCACAAUCACUGAAAUGUACUGUACAUACAAUAGUAAGUAUUAUAGUGCAACAGAUUUCCUUACCACAGUCAUAUUAUUCUAAUGUAUUUAUCACUAUUAACCAAGUAUCACAAUUCUAUUGAUUGUAUUCCAAUAUGUCAUGAAGACCAAAUGUCAAAUUAUUAUAUUAAUGAAUUAUACAUGUAUAUAUACACACAUUGCCAAAGACAAAAAACGGUGGCUAUUUUCUAAGAUGUACAAUCAUGAACAUUUCAUUGCAGUCCAUGUACAAUACAAGGUUGCAUGCUCAAAAGAAGAAAAAAACAAUCAAAAAAAUGAAUGAUUUUGUUAUGCACCCUCUAAUUAUUUAUUUGAUCUUGAGAUAUACACAAGCUCAUGCAUUAUUAAUUGGAUUGAGUUAAAUCCCUUGUCAUCUCAUUAUCUUAAGAUACAGGCUGAGUUAUUUGAAUACAUGGUUUUAGUAUUGGAUUUCAAGUUUUUAAAUUUGGGACCCGAUUUCGGUCUAACACGACCAUACUGCAUGAUUAGAAACGUAACUUACACUUGGUUUCCAUCUACACAGUUUAUGAAUUUCAAUUUUAUAAUGAUUAAUUAAAUGUAAUUACCACUUUAUGUAUUUAAAUGUCUUGUAGCUGUGUUCUGUAUCAGGUAUCAAUUAUGACACAAUUAAUAAUUAUCACUAAUUACAAUUAUAUACUUGUAUACAGUUUUAAAUCAAACUUUCUUUGUGGUUUCAUGAAUAAAAUUAAUCCAUUGUAUGAAUAUUUUUUGCAACCAUUUGUGUUCAAUAUUUAAUUAUUGCUUUCAAAAGUUUUGUGUUAUUUAUUUCAUUACAUUUCAAUAAAGCACAUUAAAAACUGGUAAACUAAAA